Messenger RNA from Saccostrea echinata, 2603 nucleotides. RefSeq lists its product as uncharacterized. The coding region runs from base 346 to 726 and encodes 126 amino acids. The transcript is spliced from 5 exons. NCBI's taxonomy places the organism in Eukaryota, Metazoa, Mollusca, Bivalvia, Ostreida, Ostreidae. The record is from RefSeq and is a predicted model, not a curated record.
ACAGUUCGUGAUAUUUCUCUUAUUGCUGCUGGGAGUUGUUUUCUUUUCAUUCUUGCAAUAUUUGGUCUUGUAUGCAUUAUCAGGCAAGUAAUCAGAAAGCUAGGUUUCCAAGAAGAAUUUCCUAUCCAAUCUAUUCAAAUUGAAGAUUGCAAGCAAAUUAAGCAAGAAAACAGUCUUUAUAUUGAGUCGAGUCAAGCAGAGGAACACAUCUCCUUUAUACAAGCAGAGAAAUCCGAUCGUGAUGUGAAGGACACUCCGUUUUCCAGACAUCUCAGCAGAGAUAGCGGGCACAGCAGCAUUUCAUCAACAUCACGUGAUUCAAAUUCCCCACUUGAUGAUUUAUUAAUGAAAGAUCAAAAACUUCUCUUAUGUGUAGAUCACAAGCAAGUAGUCUGCCAAUCAGAGAAAGUAUUAGAUUCAGGGGACGAGUUAAGAUCUUCAAGCAGUGAUAUAUUGGGGUACAUUCCUCCGGUCAAACAAAUCAUUGAAUACGACAAAUCUUGCGAUGACCAUGAGGAAUGGAUGGAAAAAUACAACUACUGCAAUGGUUAUAUGAGAAACCAAGAAGAGGAAUUAAAAUUCCGUAAAGGUGUUGAUUAUGUAACAAAUAGCACAACGGAUGUAAAGGACGAACAUUCUUCCAUUAGAAGUCUUAAAGGACACAGAGAUUCCGAUAUACAAAGUUUUAUGGAGGACGGGUAUUUGUCGAACAUAAAUCCAACAUAAAACAAUGCUAACAGGGUACCUGAUUAUAUAAAAAGAGAUUUUUUGCCCAAUGUUCACAUAAAAUGUUCUCAAGAAAAAUACAUAUGUAUUUUUCUUACCUAAGACGAUUCAACACGAAACCAUACACAGAGAUUAAAAUAGAUUUGAUCAAUGUUGGACUUUAUAUUAUCAAAGAUGAAGUUUACCGUUUUCAUUCUUAUGAGGAUGAUGUUAGUAACCAGUAUCCAAGUACCUUUCAUUACAUUGUACAUUCUGGCUCCCACAAUUUAUCCAGUGUCCUGCCAGAGUAGUUUUAGUGCUUCUAGCAACAACGUGUACGAUCCAGAAACAAGUGUUUGAAACUUAUGCAUACAUACUUAUACAUAAAGGUACCCUACUAAAUUGCAAUGAUCCAUAAUUUUGUAACAGAUACACUCGUCCUCACUAUAACUGGAACUUUUGUAUUCCGCCAUUUAUCUGUUCAAAUGCAAAAUUCGUUGUUUUAUCACUGGGUAUUUUACUUCUUUUAUUGUAUUUCGUUUGGAUCGUAUAGUAUUUUUUUAUUUUCUUCGGUCUGGUCACCCCCUACCCCAAAGUGUCAUCACUUUUUAGGAAAAACUAUCUUUUUUGAUAGGAAUAUGAUAUUGAUGUCAAUAGAAACAAAAUAUCUCAAGAAAAAAUAUUUUCACAUUACCACCAGUGUUAGCCAGGGUUGUCCGGUGUGAGAAGCAGAGUGUUAUUUUUUUCAUGCAAUAUGCAAUUUAGGCUGUAAUCUUUUAAUUAAUUUUAUUCUAAACUUUUUCACGAAUACAAUUAUGGCCAGAUAAAAUUGACAUUUUGAUUCUCAUCCCUGCCCGCCCCUCUAAAAGUGCAUGUGGAGUGUGGAAUAAAAAACGGCAAGAAAAGCAAAUUUUUAGUAGGAAAAAAGUAAUAUGCCAGUAGAGAGAGGACAGAAAAAACGCAAUAACUUUGAUACAUCUAGAUACAGUGAAGCCGUCAAUUAAAUGCCGUCUACAUGGUCAGUUUCAUAUAUAUUUUGUGCCAUUUUCUUUAAAUCAAAGCACGAAAACUAAUUGAUUAUACUGGUCAUGAAGAAUUGGUAUUUUUGCUUGUAAUCAAGGAUUUUUCUUUUUUGAAAAUCAACAUUAAAGAGCAUGCGACAAACAAUUAUGAAUCACGCGAUUAAAGAUUUAGAUGCUUUCGCUUCUUUCGUUUUUGCUCACUGGAGCAUGGCUGAUAUAAAACUUGUAAGUAAGCAUUAAUAGCUGUACAUGUAUUCACUUAAAAGUCAGAAAAACAUUCAUAAUGAUUAUUGCUCAAUUAAAUUCACACUAUAACUGAUUAAUAAAUCAUCUUGUAAAAGUGUAUUCAAUCUCGGUUCACCUACCUCAUGACACGGAAGAUGACUUAAAACUUGAUAUUAAAAAAUUAAACUUAGUUGCCGUCAUAUAUUUUACUUAUUUUAUGAAAGUACUAGUUUUCUUAACGAAAAAUUAAAGAACUAAAAUUCAACUUGUAAAAACUUUUUUUUAACUUUAAUUUUAUUAUUUUUUAUCCUAAUAAACUCAUUUUAUUCCCUUUUUGUUAUUCGUAAUUAAAAAGGGUUAAAAAAUCAAUUUUUCUGUAAUAUAGUAGAUGAGAGGGGAGAGAUUACAGCUGAAACCACUGGACAACCAGUUCCCAUCCCAUCCCAAUGAUAAAAGACUUUGAUACUUAAGAUAAGAAAAAAAUGAAUAAUCUAAAGGGCAAAGAUAUUAAAUUUCAUAUUUUGUAUUUUUUUCAUAUGCCUAUGAAUUUUAACAGUUAUAAUAUAGUCAUUUGUUAUUUAUUUUUUGACUGUUUUUUAGUGUGUACUGCAAUUUAUUAUAUAAUAAUAAAAAAUUUUCUGUGGUUGUUUA